AUGAAUUUAUACGAUAGUAUUUUACUUUUUGGUUUGGUACUCGGAAAACGUCCCCCAGCAGUAUGCUCUCCAGAUCUACCAACUUGCGUGGAUGUUUGUCACGAAGAAAAAUGGAUAAAAAAACGAGAUGCUUGCGUGUUGAAAGCGCGCAAAUUCCGCGAAAUGUGCUACGUUCACUCUUGCAACGUCACCGUCACUUUGGACGAUUUCAAGGAUGUGGCGGUUGAGUUUUUCGCCGACAUGGUGGGAGUUCAACUUGCAGAGGAAGAAGAGGACGAUGAAGAAGGGUCAACGAUAGAUUGUGCCAGGGACUGUGAUGCUCAUUUACAAUAUACUCUUCGGAAAUGCCCAUGUUAUCAAACGGAUGAAGAGAAAGUGGAAGAGAAAAACAUCUUCCGAACAAUGAAAGAUUCGAUUUUGAACCUCACGAUGGCGCUUGAAGAAAUAACCGAGCAAUACGCUGAGCUGAAAAUGAAUUUGACCUCGGCUUACGAAAAAAUACAGGAAGUCGAAAGCAAGGCUCAUCGAUGCGUUCGAGCCCCUAACUAUUACCGCAGUUAUGAGGAUUAUUACGACUGUUGA
This is a messenger RNA of Oikopleura dioica, 582 nucleotides long. The record is from the annotation of a GenBank genome assembly. Lineage: Eukaryota; Metazoa; Chordata; Appendicularia; Copelata; Oikopleuridae.